GGCUGUUUCACAUCAUGGUAAAAGGACCAGAAAGGACUCCGGCAAAAUCAACACGCUGUCCACAGUUUUUGGUAAGAAAGGUUUCCACAUCAACAACGUUGCUGUUUUUAACUGGAUUCACUUCCCGAAAAGAACAAAUGCUUAAAUGCUGGAGGUUAUCUGUAGCCAAACAGGCGACAACUUUUGCUACAUCAGCCAUGAAGUUCAAAAACACCAAACCGAGACCUGUGGCUCCACUAGGCUCCCGGAUUCUUACCAGUACUGACGAUAUUUUUAAGCACAACAUGUGGGACCAUGUUGAGUGGACUGACGAGGACAAAGAAGAUGCACGAAAGAAAGCUCAAGAAAAUUCUCAUGAGCAAAUUCCUGCUGCAGAAAAAGGUAAAUUCGAUGCAGAUGCUUGCCAGUAUUGGGACAAGUUUUAUGAGAUCCACCAGAAUAAGUUUUUCAAAGAUCGCAGGUGGCUGUUUUUAGAGUUUCCGGAACUUCUUUAUCCAUCACUCAAAGAAGACCAUGGCAAAAACGUGCAUCAUCAGUCUGAAGUGAUCCAGAUUCAGAGUGGAUGCACAGCAAACACAGAGACGAGACAUUAUCAACAUAAUGAUCCCACUGAGGACUCCUGGAAAAUGAACAACUUCAAUUUUCAGGGAGAGCAAGGGCCAAAGGAGGUCUCCUUUUAUCCUGGAUAUGAUGCAUCUUUCAGGAUAUUGGAGGUUGGAUGUGGAGUUGGAAACAGUGUUUUUCCUAUUCUUAACAACAUCAGGAACACAGACUCCUUUUUGUAUUGUUGUGACUUUUCAUCUCGCGCUAUUCAGAUUGUCAAGGAGCAUCAAGAUUACGAUGAUUCUAUAUGUCAUGCUUUUGUCCAUGACAUUUGUGAGGAGGGAUCCUCCUUCCCUUUUCCUCUUCAGAGCCUGGAUGUUAUUCUGGCGGUUUUUGUGCUUUCCUCCAUCCAUCCAGAGCGAUUGCAAGGAGUUGUGAACCGACUGUCAUCGUACCUGAAACCUGGAGGAAUGUUCCUCUUCCGGGAUUAUGGAAGAUACGACUUCUCCCAACUCAGGUUUAAGAAAGGGAGAUGUUUAUCAGAAAAUUUCUAUACCAGAGGAGAUGGAACCUGUGUCUAUUAUUUCACUGAAGAAGAAGUUGGAGAUUUGUUUUCUAAAGCUGGACUGGAACAGAUUCAGAACUUGGAGGACCGACGACUUCAAGUGAACAGAAAAAAGAAAGUUGCAAUGCGCCGAGUGUGGAUGCAGAGCAAAUUCAGGAAACCAAAUCCUGAACACUCCCCCCACCACUGCUGCAGCUGAUAAUCGUUCAUGACCCUUUUUCAUAAAUGUUUUUUUACAUAAAACUAGUUAUAAUAAAGUUCUAAAACAUUACAAGAAAGAGCUAUAAGGUGUUUUACUGUAUUGAUAUUCCCUACAAGAUUUAACUGGCUCCAUUUUUAACCGGCAUGUCCAAAGUCCGGCCCAUGUGCCCCAUUUCAAAUUUCUGUGGGCCCUUGCCAUAAAAUCAAUAUUUGAGACCUCCAACCCUUUUUAAGGACUGUACGGUUUCCUGCUUGUGAUUGGCUGAAUUAUGUUGUGUCUUCAAAUCAGAAAUACACUGUGAUUUUGAUUAAAAAAUAUAUAUAUUU
Molecule: messenger RNA, 1636 nt
Organism: Oryzias melastigma (Indian medaka)
Lineage: Eukaryota; Metazoa; Chordata; Actinopteri; Beloniformes; Adrianichthyidae
Gene: mettl8
Product: methyltransferase like 8
Exons: 10
Coding region: 15-1307 (430 amino acids)
Molecular function (GO): tRNA (cytidine-N3)-methyltransferase activity
Source: RefSeq, a predicted model, not a curated record